AUGACCCGGCAAUCUCGUAGCGCACACACAGAAAGAAAAUUUCGGGCCACAAUAAAGCACGGAAAGACGAGCGAUCGAAUACGUACCGACUGGGAAAAAGGUGUUGUCGCCAAAAGGGCUGGUGGUCGUGGGGUGUCGGAAAGUCGAAGUGUGCCGGAUUUCCCUCGAACGGCCGCACUCUUGGACCGCGUCUCAGGUGACUUUGUGUGGUGCCCUAAGCGAGUCACGGGACUAGCCAAACCCCCACCCGCUGAGGUAAUCACCGAUAAGGCCGAAUUCUUAUCGCUCACGCCUGGCACUCUAUCUACGCUCUACAGAGCUAUCGACUCCUUCGUCAAUAUGGACACUCGAAAACCAACGAGCUCACAGCGGCUCCCACCACCCGCUCUGUUCCAAGGUCCCCCAUCUCACAAUGCAUCCAACAUUUCUUUAUCCGCACCGCCCGCUGCAUCGUCUCUUGCAACUCCCUCGGGCAGCCAGCCUCCGCCGCUUCACCGGAAUAUCUCGCCCGGCAACGAAGCUGCUAGCGCCGACAAUCGCAGUCUUCUAUCCCCAUUCGUCUCACGGCAUCCCUCCAAGAAUGAUGUAGAUGGAUCCGAUGCCAUCUGGGAGGAGAUGCAGAGUGCCCUCUCGGAGGUGGAAUUGAGCGCGGUAACGAGCGAGCAUGUCUUUGGCGAGAAGCAUUCGGAGGCCCUAGAGGAUCUGCGCAUGAAACAACUAAAACUUGCCCAGGCAUGGGCGCGCAGUGAGGCGGACGAGAUCGUUGACUCGAGUCACAACCCUCAAGAUAAAGAGGGCGCCGCUGCCACCGCUGCGAAGCGGCAAGGCUCCGUGGAUACCAAUACUGCAGAUGCUACGACUGAGCAAAGCGCCAACAGGGACGGUGUUUCAUAUCGCGUGCUGGAUGAAGAGACCGAGAAAGAUAUCAUCUUUGCGCGCAAGCGCCGCGAGGCGAAUGACCGUUAUUUUGACCGCGUCAAUCAUGGUGUCUUGGACGUUGUUGCCAAGCUGGAGGAAGUCGCCCAGGCUAUGCGCACUGUGGAGCGGGAAAGCAAGGAUAUCUGGAGUGACUCAGACAGCGUCACUACCACAGCUCCAUCGACCAAUACAGGAUAA
Penicillium alfredii is the source of this 1116-nucleotide messenger RNA. RefSeq names its product DUF5315 domain-containing protein. The record is from RefSeq and is a predicted model, not a curated record. NCBI's taxonomy places the organism in Eukaryota, Fungi, Ascomycota, Eurotiomycetes, Eurotiales, Aspergillaceae. The transcript has a single exon. The coding region runs from base 1 to 1116 and encodes 371 amino acids.